AUAUAACAUUAAGGUUUCACGCUACAUAUUUAUUGCUAUACAUGAUGUGAAGCUAUGUUUCAUUUGGUUGUUUGCUGAUGUUAAAAAGUUGAUUAUCUAUGAAAGGUUAAAAGUUAAGUUGAACACGAGCGCUGUGCCAUUGAUGUCCCGUGACGCUGCCUAAAGAACGUAGACAUGUUCCUUCGCAGCAUCCCUCUGCUUUUUUUUUGUCUGCCUACCCUAGUCGGACACAUUUUAACGAAUGAAGAGAAAGCUUAUACAAUAUCUCUAUCAACCGGUACAUUAAAAGCUCACAGCUUCACACUCGCCAUUAUUAUAAACCGAUGGAAAAAGCUAAAAUAUUCAAAUUUCAUUUAAAAUAAAAAAAAUAGAGUCUAUAGAUUAAACACUUUGCCUUGUCUCUCUCCCUGACUCCUCUAACCCUUUUCUGUAUUUCUCAAUUGUCAUUCAACAUAACCCCCUUCCCUACUUACCUCCACUUAUGCAAGCAUCUCAUCUCUUUUGAAGAAAAGGUCUGAGUUUUAAAAUAUGGAACCUGUUGCUGGAAAUGUUUCGAAUUCUUAGACGUAAAUGAUUCCAGUUACUAGUGGAGAUUUCUGGCAGCAAACAUUAUCUGAUACACGUUUUUCAUCUCAGAAAUCUUCAUCAUGGAGGUGGCUAAUCAACUGUCCUCCUUAUCUCCGACUAUACGGUUGGCCGUUAUUGCUGGGAUGACGGCGCUAACGGUCCAGAUCAUAAGAUGGCUUGUCUGGUACCGCAGUUUUUUUCGCUUCUUUAACCAGCUUCCUGGUGAAACAGACUUCAGCUGGGUCUGGGGAAACUUGCACAAGACGCACUCAUACACUCCAGAACAGCGGAUUCGGUACUUACUCGAGUCUUCAAAAAAGUACCCGAAAUUUUUCCGGAGGUGGAUUGGCCCAUUGAAACCUGUCAUUGUUUUGCACCAUCCAGAUACAAUGAAGACACUUCUCAAAAGUUCAGAGCCUAAAAGUCCCGGGUACAAGUUUGCAUUGCCAUGGCUAGGAGAAGGUCUGCUGAUCACCAACGGACCUAGGUGGUACAGAUCUCGCCGUCUGCUCACACCAGCCUUCCACUUCGACAUCUUAAAGCCAUACAACACCAUCAGCAACCGCGCUGCCGACGUGCUGUUGGACAAGAUGAGUGUCCAUGCUGUAGAGAAGACCAGCAUGGAGAUAUACAGCUCCGUUAGUCUGUGCACACUUGAUGUCAUCCUACAAUGCGCCAUGUCCUACAAGGACGACAUUCAGCUAAAGGGAGAGUCUCACCCAUACGUACAGGCAGUUAUGCAGCUGACAGAAAUGUGGAGUGAAAGAGGGAGAAAUCCAUUGUUUGUCCUGGAUUUCAUCUACUUCCUGUCGAGCCGCGGGAGAAUGUUCAAGGCACACUGCAACUUUGCCCACAGUGUUGCCGAAAAUGUCAUCAAAGCUCGCAAGGAGCGUUUGGAAAGAGAGGGACCACCCAAGAAAAGACACUUAGACUUCCUGGACAUCUUACUGACAGCUCGGGACGAGUCAGGACAAGGCUUUACACCGCUGGAGAUUCGGAAUGAGGUCGACACAUUUUUGUUUGCAGGUCAUGACACAACUGCCAGUGCCAUUGCCUGGACACUGUACUCGCUGGCCCAGCAUCCACAGUAUCAGCAAAAGGUUCAGGAGGAACUGGACUGUCUGCUGGCAGGUCGCCAGUCGGACGACAUUGAAUGGGAGGACCUGCAGAAGCUGGAGUACCUGACCCAGGUUAUUAAGGAGGGCAUGCGCUUGCACAGCACUGUUCCCUUUAUCGGCCGACAGCUGACCAAGCCCAUGACCAUCGAGGACGUGACCCUUCCCGAAGGCACUUGGUGCUCUUUGAACAUUAUGGGUCUUCACCACAAUCCUUUGGUGUGGUCAGAUCCCGAGACCUUCGACCCGGACAGGUUUCAUCCGGAUAACAUCAAGAACAAAGACACCUACGCUUUUGUGCCGUUUUCAGCAGGACCCAGGAACUGCAUCGGGCAACACUUCGCCCUAAACGAGCAGAAAGUGAUCAUCGGACGAAUACUGAGAAAAUUCAAGCUGACUGUGGACCCCAACCACAAAGUACAGAAAAAGAUUGCAGCGGUCACGAGGCCAGCGACGGGUCUGCGGCUGUUGUUGACUCAAGGCCUGCAGCAGUCUAGCGUGACAGAAGUCGUGUGGUGUGACCGCAGCAUUGCAGCCUGAAUAAAGCAGAAAACACAGAGGAGAUCGUGAAAGAGUCAAAAAUGUAGACACCAAACUCACGACGAUUUCACUUUUCUUGAUUAGGGGGAGCUUCAGCUUUAUUAUUAUUAAUGCUCUUCUUACUAAUCACUCAGAACUAGAAGAAAGUAUAUCGUCUGUUUCCUGCUUAUGACAAUAUCAGGGAUUCAAAAGUGAAAUAUAAUAAUAAAAAUGAUAAGCAGUCUUGAAAAUAGAUAACAUAUAUGACAGUUAUUAUGGGACAAAAAAAAAAAAAAAAAAAAUGAACAUCAAAACAGAAUGACGAAGACAGUUUUCUACGCGAAGCAGUGAUCUAGUCACGAUUCCUCCGCUUAACAUGAAGAAUCGAACACUGGUCUGGUCAACAAGAAAGUCGGCCAAUAAUAUCCAUACCUAAUGUUUUGUUUAUAAACGGAUGAUUUGCCUAUUGCUUUCUUCCUGAUGUAAUCAGAAUCACUUUAAAGGUUAAAUAUUUCAGUUAUUUUUGUGCUUACUGUUUUAUCGUUCUCACAUAUGUCUUUUGAAGGUGUACAAGUCUCUUCUUUGUUUUUUUUUUUAUUACUCGCUUCAUCUAUAGACCCCUCUCCAAGCGCCAAGAACAAACUCACAGCUUCUACCCUUUUCUCGGAAUUUCAUGAUCUGUUGGAUUACAACAAUUCACCCAAUGGAUCCACAGUGUUUCUUGGAGAUAUUAAUGUGAACUUCACAGCUGCCGCAAGUUUUUAGUGAUUACUUCACUAACAAGAUAUCAGACGUUUGAUCAUCAUUAAACUCGAUGUCGGCGCCUGAACAACUCUUACCCACUUUCCAAGAUUCUAAGAUCAUAGAGAAAGUAGUUUUGACAUAGCUGUGGACCUUAGUACAAGAGCACCAUUUUAUCCCCCAAGCAAAGUACUGAAACUUCUCGUCAGUCUGCCCAAUCGCAUGAUGGCGGGUGAAGCCAUCAUCUUUACGCCAUUCGUCAGGAAUUCAUUGUCAUUGUCACUACAGACAUGACUAUUGAUCAAAAAAUAAAUAAAAAAAAAUCCAGAUGUCUGUGGUCCUUAUAACCGUAAGAUCCGCGCCAUCUGUCACAUUCUCUCUGUCCACCCUGCCAACACUCUUAUCUGUGCGUUUGUACUUUCUUAGCUUGCUUACUACAACUCCUUGCUUGCAGGCUGCCCCUCAUAUCCUCUUCAAAAAGU
This is a messenger RNA of Pomacea canaliculata, 3424 nucleotides long. Its product is annotated as cytochrome P450 4A25-like. Bases 648 to 2222 code for a protein of 524 amino acids. Gene Ontology annotation, molecular function: monooxygenase activity; iron ion binding; oxidoreductase activity, acting on paired donors, with incorporation or reduction of molecular oxygen. Lineage: Eukaryota; Metazoa; Mollusca; Gastropoda; Architaenioglossa; Ampullariidae. The transcript is spliced from 11 exons. The record is from RefSeq and is a predicted model, not a curated record.